Molecule: messenger RNA, 1164 nt
Organism: Manihot esculenta (cassava)
Lineage: Eukaryota; Viridiplantae; Streptophyta; Magnoliopsida; Malpighiales; Euphorbiaceae
Product: protein RESISTANCE TO PHYTOPHTHORA 1, chloroplastic
Exons: 4
Coding region: 31-759 (242 amino acids)
Biological process (GO): defense response
Cellular component (GO): chloroplast
Source: RefSeq, a predicted model, not a curated record
UUCAUUAUCUCAGAAACAGCUUUCAUCUUCAUGCUGCGCCCAUCUCUGCCUCUGGUGGUCGACGAACUUCUUCUUUUUCUUCUUAUUCUGGACAACAUGAACUCACUGAUCUCAUCCUCUCUCUGCAACUAUUACAUUUUAAAGGUACCAUUGACGCACACCAGAUUAGAAUCUAGGUAUUACUUCGGCAAUACCCAGUUACCAACAAAGAAUUUCAAAAUAAGUGCCAAUGCAAAUGAAGUGGAUACUCAGGCCACAGUGGAGGAAUCCAAGAAAGACCUAAAACUAGAAGAAGAAGCAAAAGAAGCAAGAAAAGUUUCUGCCCCUGCACUCGACAAAGACCUCAAAAAGGCGGUUCAAAAGACUGCAGCUACGUUUGCACCGAGAGCUUCGACUGCCACAAAAAAUCCUGCAGUACCAGGGACUGCCUUGUAUACAGUUUUUGAGGUUCAAGGGUAUGUCUCCAUGCUGGUAGGUGGGGCACUUUCUUUCAAUCUCAUAUUUCCAUCAAACGAGCCAGACAUAUGGAGAUUGAUGGGGAUGUGGUCCAUUUGGAUGUUUACAAUUCCUUCUUUACGUGCUAGAGACUGCUCCAAGAAUGAGAAAGAAGCUCUUAACUAUCUAUUUCUCCUCAUCCCUUUGCUAAAUGUCAUAAUCCCUUUCUUUUGGAAAUCCUUUGCCUUUGUGUGGUCUGCAGAUACAAUAGCCUUUUUUGGAAUGUAUGCAUGGAAGUUUGGAUGGCUACAGAGAAAAGAGUAGGCACAAACUCACUAUUUCAAGGUUUUUCUUUGAUCGGAUCAAGGGACCUUGUUGCACGUUGCAACUGAUCAUUGAUCUUAUUAUAUCAAUGGUGCUGUUCAGUAAAACAUUUGAAAAUCCAGAACUCUGGAUGUUACAACCAAUAGGAUGAUUGCCUGUUGCUACCCCAAAGACAGAGCAAGACACUGCCUUCCGUUUUUCAUUUUAGACAUCGAUUAACCAUACGUGGGGUCUAGUAUUAUUAAUUUGUCUUUUGGGGGUUCUGGGGGUUCAUAUACUGAGAUGGAUAACACAGAGUAUGAAGUUACAUGUACUUGGGAAGCCAACUUGUGAUGGCCUAAAUAUGCUAUUCAGAAGAAUUGCUGGCUAGGGAAUGGCAAAUUGUUUCGAGUAUUUUCGCCUUCA